GUACCUAAACUUUCGACUCCGGAUGUUGAAUCAGAUCCUCACGAAAUCUCACAAGUUCCUAAACCACAUCCAUUUUUCCAAGAUUCAAUGCCUCUACCCAAAUACUUAAAUCCGAAUCUUGAAUCAGAUCCUCCAGAGAUCUUACAAGCUCCGAAACCCCGUUCAAUUCUCGAAAAUCCGAUGCCUGUUGAUCCUAAUCGUGAACCAAAUCCUCAAGAACUCUCACAAGUUCCUAAACCACAUCCAUUCUUUCAAAAUUCAAGCCCUGUACCUAGAUAUUCAAAUCCGAAUCGAGAAUCAGAUUCUCAGCAAAUCUCACAGGCUCCUGCACCCCAUUCAAUUUUUCAAAAUUCAAAACCAGUACCCGGAUUCACCGAUCCGAACCGUGAAUUAGAUACUCAAGAAACCUCACAAGCUCCUCAACCGCAUCCAUUUUUUCGAAAUUCGAUGCCUGAGCCUGAAUAUUCGAAUCCGAGUCAUGGGUUGCACCCUCAAGAAAUCUCACAAGCUCCUGAACCACAUCCAAUUUUCCAAGACUCAAUGCCUGUACCCAGAAAUUUGGAUCCGUAUCGUGAGUUG
Melampsora larici-populina 98AG31 is the source of this 579-nucleotide messenger RNA. RefSeq lists its product as uncharacterized. The transcript has a single exon. The record is from RefSeq and is a predicted model, not a curated record. Lineage: Eukaryota; Fungi; Basidiomycota; Pucciniomycetes; Pucciniales; Melampsoraceae. The annotation marks the transcript as partial.